Messenger RNA from Erythranthe guttata (spotted monkey flower), 1035 nucleotides. RefSeq lists its product as uncharacterized. Lineage: Eukaryota; Viridiplantae; Streptophyta; Magnoliopsida; Lamiales; Phrymaceae. The record is from RefSeq and is a predicted model, not a curated record.
AUGGGAGAUCAGAAAGCAACGACAUUAGCAAAGGCGAAGAAAGAGCUCGAGGAAUUGUACUUGGGAGUCCCCGACGACUCGGUCAACCUAACUUUCCAAGAUUUAGCUCAAGUCAUCGAAAAGAAGAAGACCGCCUUAUCGCCAUCAUCGUCCAACACAACCACGGAAUUCAAACCGAAUAAUAAUAACAUAACGUCAUCAUCAUCCUUAGCCAAACUUCCGAGCAUAGACUUCAACAAGAGCAUACAAGCCGCUGCAUCUUCCACCUUCCAGAACCACCACCGAUCGGAGGAAGGUGGUGGCGGCGGCGGCGAACACUUGUGGGGCCCACAUGACGGCGGUCAUCAUUAUCAACAUCAACAUCAACAUCAACAUCAACAACAACAACAACAUCAUGGUCAUCAUGGAGGUGGGAGCAACUUGCAUUCUAUUGGUGGUGGGGUCCACAUGCAUGCGUAUGGUGAUGACGACGACACGAGCCAUGUCAGCGGAAUGACGAGCGUGGCUUACGGUGGAGGUGGCCUAGAGAGAGGAGGGAGGCGGCGCCCCGGUGUUCCCCACUCCAAUAUAUGCACCGUUUGCUCCAACUACAUAUACAUCUGCCGCCACCGUUGCCUCGUGUGUGGACGAGUUUAUUGCAGGCAGUGCGUGAGCAUCGGAAUGGGAGAGAUGACAGAAGGUCGAAAGUGUAUCGAAUGUUUGGGCAGAAGAUUCAGCCAGAGGUACAUACACAAGGCGGGGAAUGUGGGAUGUUGCAUGGGAUAUCGUUCUGGCAUGAAGCAACAAGAGCUCAAGUGGGCGGAGAAAGGGCCGAGGAGGAGCGGUACGUAUACUGAUCAAAAUAGAUACCGUUGCGGCGGCAAUAGCACGGCAAUGAUGACGUCAUCGAUAUCGAGAAGCCCCGUGGGACCCGCAACGCCGCGGACCCCACGUUCUCCAAGGAAUAUUAGUAACAGUACACCAAAUUCAUUUGUCAUGAGCUCGCCUUACUCACCUUAUUCACCCAGCAUUAAUCACCAUCCCAUGCCUUUCUAG